AUGGCGAAGAAGGGGAAAAAGGACAAAGACGCCAAGAAGGCGCGCGCUGAGGCCAAGAGCAAGAAAUCCUUGCUUAAGGCAGAGCAGAAAGACAAGAAGAAAGCCAAGAAGUUGGGAGCAGACGAUGAUGAUGACAUGGACAUCGAAGAAGUGCUAGCUAACUUUAAGCGCCAGCAAGCGGAGUUUGAGGCUGUCAAUGUUGAGACAGUGGAGCGGCCGCAUCAGAGAAGCAGUUCGUCACUUGUUGCCAAUCCUCUGCAUAAUAAAAGGGAGCUAAUUCUCUUUGGCGGUGAAUAUACGAAUCAAUCCACAGGUAUGACCCACUUUUACAACGACCUAUUCAUAUAUUCGCUUGAUACGGACCAGUGGAAGAAAUACACCUCGCAAAAUUCGCCAAUGCCAAGGUCCUCUGCAGCUAUCGCUGCACACCCGAGCGGCGUGGUGCUCAUCCAUGGCGGUGAGUUUUCGUCACCGAAGCAGAACACGUUCUAUCACUACUCGGAUACCUGGCUCUUUGACUGUGCGACCCAUGAGUGGACUAAGAUUGAACAGAAGAACGGACCGUCUUCUAGGUCUGGUCACAGGAUGACUGUCUGGAAAAACUAUAUUAUACUUCAUGGUGGAUUCAGAGAUUUGGGAACCUCGACAACGUAUCUGAAUGACUGUUGGCUGUUUGACAUCACCACAUACAAGUGGCAACAGCUCCAGUUCCCUGCUAACCAUCCUAUACCUGAUGCCCGUUCGGGGCAUUCGCUGCUACCUACUCCAGAGGGCGCGAUUCUGUGGGGCGGAUACUGUAAGGUCAAAGCUGGAAAAGGCCUACAGAAGGGUAAAAUCCUUACUGACUGCUGGUAUUUGAAGAUGAAGUCCGAUGUAACAGCUAUCAGAUGGGAGAGAAGAAAGAAGCAGGGUUUCCAACCCUCGUCUCGUGCAGGUUGCUCUAUGGUUCACCACAAAGGCCGUGGUAUAUUGUUCGGCGGAGUGUACGACUAUGAAGAAACUGAGGAAGGUCUAGAUUCCCUCUUCUACAACGACUUGUUCACGUACCAUAUAGAGACCAAUAGAUGGUACUCCGUGUCACUCAGGGCCCAACGGCAUUCAAAGGUCAAAAGUGCCCCAAAAAGUAACCGUGACAAGGAUAAGGAACUCGAGGACAUGUUGAAUGCUAUUUUAAAGAAAGCUAAUCUAGACGAUGACGACGGAGAUGAGGAUGGCAAGACUAUCGAAGAAGAGUUGAAUAAACUGGAGAACGACGGGAUAACAGAGACGGAGGAGACAAAGAAGAGCUACCCUAUUGUUAUGAAGUUGCCACAUCCCAGAUUCAAUGCGUCCACGGCAAUUGUGGAUGACACGCUUUUCAUAUUCGGUGGUGUCUGGGAACAGGGAGAGAAGGACUACAUGAUAGACUCUUUCUACAGUAUCGACAUGAAUAAGGUUGAUGGUGUAAAAGUAUACUGGGAAGACAUGGCCGCCGUGGAAAGGGCAAAGGAACUCGGUGAAGAGGACGAAGACGAUGCAGAAGACGACGAAGACGACGACAGCGAGGAUGACGACGAAGAAGAACAUAGUGAUCGGAAGCUUGUGGCAGAGGAGGAGGAAGAAGAAGAGGAAGAAGACAAUGAGAUCUUACCUGAAAUCCCUGACCCUAGACCUUGGCUACCACACCCUAAGGCGUUUGAAUCUUUGAGAGCGUUCUAUGUUCGCACAGGUGCAUCCUUCCUAGAGUGGGCUAUUACAAACAAGCACAAUACCAGAAGUGAUGCGAAGGGCAAACAUUUGAAAAAGCAUUCCUUCGAUUUAUGCCAAGAGCGCUGGUGGGAGAGAAGAGAGCAAGUGCGUAUUGAGGAAGACAAACUUGAGGAGCUUGGAGGGGUCGGGGAAGUCAUAGAGAAAGACUUCACAAAGCCUACAAAAAGAAGAUAG
Eremothecium gossypii ATCC 10895 is the source of this 1923-nucleotide messenger RNA. It is a transcript of the gene KEL3, whose product is annotated as Kel3p. NCBI's taxonomy places the organism in Eukaryota, Fungi, Ascomycota, Saccharomycetes, Saccharomycetales, Saccharomycetaceae. The record is from RefSeq and is marked provisional. The coding region runs from base 1 to 1923 and encodes 640 amino acids. Gene Ontology annotation, molecular function: protein binding. The transcript has a single exon.